ACGCCCCUCUCCCGCCUCUACUUCCGCUUCCCAGAAGCUGGGAGCGUGAGCAUUUCCGGGAGCGCCGCGUGGAUCCGGGGUGCUGGUGAGCUCUCAGCAUGGCGGUGUUUUCUGGUCCUGCCGCGCCAAUUCUGUCUCUGAACCCCCAGGAAGAUGCUGAAUUUCAGAAGGAGGUGGAGCAGGUUCGGCGUCGCCUGACCCAGCAAAAAAACCAAGAGCUAAAAAAGAAAGAAGAACUUAAGCCUGGAGUAAUUUUUGUGGGUCACCUACCUCCAGUACUUUUUGAAUCCCAGAUCAAAGAAUAUUUCUCUCAAUUUGGGAAUAUUACAAGAUUCAGACUGUCCAGAAGUAAAAGGACUGGAAAUAGCAGAGGCUAUGCCUUUGUGGAGUUUGCAUCUGAGGAUGUUGCCAAGAUAGUGGCUGAAACGAUGCACAACUACCUCUUCGGUGAAAGACUCCUGGUCUGUCAUUUUAUGCCACCAGAAAAGGUACAUAAAGAUCUUUUUAAAGGCUGGCAAGUUCCAUUUCAUCAUCCAGUAUACCCAGCAGUGAAACGGUAUAAUCAUAAGCGGACACUUCUACAAAAGUUGCGGAUGGAAGAUCGAUUUAAAAAGAAAGAAAAAUUACUAAGGAAGAAAUUAAUUGCUAAAGGAAUUGAUUAUAAUUUUCCUUCAAUGGUUUUAUCUACCAAGAAGAAAGAGGUUUCAGACAAAAAAGAGAUUUCUCCCAAAAAGAAUAAGGCUUCAGGCAUACCUAAGAAGAAGAAGAAAAGGGUUUCAAAAGGCUCUCUUGUCACUCCUGAUAAGACUGUGGAUAGCCAGAGCGCCACACCAGUUUGUACACCAACAUUUCUGGAGAAACGAAAAUCUGAAGUGGCUGAAAUGAAUGAUGAUAAAGAUGAUGAAAUAGUCUUCAAACAGCCUGUAUCCAGUGUAAAGGAAACACCAGAGACUCCAGCACCCACUCGUUCAGGGAAAAAAAGACAAAGGCGAAGAAAAAGCAAACAGUGAUUUUGAAUGUAUUCUGUGCAGCAUAUCUUAAAAGAAAUUGUGAUUUGGUGUAAAGGCUGACUCCUGUAUUACACUAGAUACAACCAAAUCAACUAUUAAGACUUUCAGAGGAAAAACAUACUGAUUGUUCCAGGUCUGUAAGGAAAGCAGUGAGUAAUUUUGGCUUAUCUGUCCUUGGUGAGAUCUGGGGAGCAUUGCAGCCUGCAGUACAGGCUCAUAGUGCCUUUGUCCUGGUCUCCUACUUUUGUGUUUAGCGCCCCUUGGUUUACCUUGUCUAUAUGUCACUGUUGACUGCAGGUUGAAGUACUGAAGGGUUGUGGCCUUUUGCCACCAGCAAAUAAAGUUCACCAGUCUUGCUUGACCAUCUG
Messenger RNA from Heterocephalus glaber (naked mole-rat), 1378 nucleotides. It is a transcript of the gene Nifk, whose product is annotated as nucleolar protein interacting with the FHA domain of MKI67. The record is from RefSeq and is a predicted model, not a curated record. Gene Ontology annotation, molecular function: RNA binding. Lineage: Eukaryota; Metazoa; Chordata; Mammalia; Rodentia; Bathyergidae.